AUGUGCAAUGUUUGUGGGGCCAGAAAAUAUUCUGUUGCCUUAUCUCUAGCAAAAGAUCUAAUGAGGUCUAGACUUACAAGAUAUUGUCACCUUUUCGCUUUACUGAUGGAGGUCUAUUUGCAUGUUAUGCCUCAGACAAUGUGGAAUAAUUUACGAUCAAUACUUACAGUGGAACCUGUAGUUUUCCUAUUUAUGACCGCAAUAUUUCUGCAAACUCCAGCCUAUCAACAGCUGAUAUUAAAUAAGGUUUGCCAAGAAUCAUACAAUGACUCCAUAUGUGAAGAUAUUCAGCAAAACAAAGAUGAAUUUAAAGCUGUUCAAAGCAGAGGAUCAUACAUUAUGUUAAUAUACAUUGCUAUAAUUAGUUUAUUGGCAAUUUUACCAGCUCUAAUUCUUGGGGCAUGGUCAGAUAAGGGUAACCGCAAGGUAGGAAUGAUCUUACCUUGUUUCUUCUCUAUUGGAAGUGGAGGACUCUUUAUCGCCAUACAUUAUGUUAAAGAGAUAAGUGUUUACUGGACGUUUGGUGCUGCUGCAUUGAAUGGUAUUUCUGGAGGGCAUGUUUCAAUCUUUUUAAGUGCUUUCAGUUAUUUGGCUGACAUCACAGAAGACUCAAACCGUACUUUUAGGAUGGGCAUUGCAGAAUCUAUGAUAUUUAUUGGUGGAACAUGCGGCUUCCUGCUAAGUGGAACUUUACUACAGCAUAGUACAUUUGCAGUUUUAUUUGGUGUCUACUGUGCCUGUAAUUUCCUUGCAGCACUAUAUGUUCUGCUCUGGAUACAAGAUUCAAAACCUUCUGGAGGAUUUAGUCAAUUUCAUGAAGACUACCAAGGCAGUGACAAUGAUUAUGAUGAAGAAAAAAAAUCACCUUCAAGAAAAACAAUCCUUACAUAUAUAAAAGAGUCAUUCCAAACCGUUUCUAAGAAGCGUGAAGGGCAUAACAGACAGAAAAUUCACCUCAUUUUACUCUGCAUUUUUCUGAUAAAUAUCUGCAAUGUUGGGGAGCAGUCCAUUUCACUGAUGUUUGUGAGUUACCCUCCAAGAAGUUUUAACAACGAGCUCUAUGGUUGGUACACAGGAUCCAAAAUGUUAAUUUCAGGAAUAUGUUUACUUUGCAGUUUUCAUUGGCUUUUAAAACAUGUGAAAGAAACGAGCCUCGCCAACAUUGGAGUAAUCAUGAGAACCAUUUCUUUUCUGUUGAUGGCCUUUUCAACAACAAAAUGGAUGAUAUUUCUAAGUGGUAUAUUACAUGCACCAAGUGGAUACACUGUAGCUGUUCUACGAUCAUUGUCCUCUAAAAUAGCUCAUCCAAAUGAACAAGGUGCCAUGUUUUCCAUUAUGGCAUCUGUUGAAACUACAUGCUUACUUAUUGGUGCAGCAAUAUUCAAUGGACUGUACCCAGCAACCCUCUCAACGUUUCCAGGAAUGUGCUUCAUAAUUAUGGCAACUUUCAUGAUGAUUACUUUUGUGUUGAUUCACCUCUGUACAUGUCUUAUGUAUCUACAAAAACUCCUGGGAGCAAUGCCAACCACUGUGCGGCCAAGCAAUUGCAGGGUGCUGACACUGUCCAUGGUUGCGAUGUCUAGGUCUGACCUUCACAACGCUAUAUGGAAAGAGGAGACUCCUACCACCAUUUGCCUGUCCUCUGCAAGGGCUGGGAGGACCACCGCCAGUCCAGUUGCUGAUAUUGAGAUUGAGGAUGUCACUGUAGACCAGGAUGAGGAGGAUAUGGGUGUAGCUGGAGCUGCGGAGGAAGAUGACUAUGAGGAUUCUGAUGGUGAUGUGGGAUGUUGUGAAAAUACAGGGGUGCUGACACUGUCCAUGGUUGCGAUGUCUAGGCCUGACCUUCACAACGCUAUAUGGAAAGAGGAGACUCCUACCACCAUUUGCCUGUCCUCUGCAAGGGCUGGGAGGACCACCGCCAGUCCAGUUGCUGAUAUUGAGAUUGAGGAUGUCACUGUAGACCAGGAUGAGGAGGAUAUGGGUGUAGCUGGAGCUGCGGAGGAAGAUGACUAUGAGGAUUCUGAUGGUGAUGUGGUUUGUUUGAAUAAGGCACCAGUGGAGAAAGUUGUUGGCCAUGGGAUGAAAAAGCCCACUGUCUUGCCUGGCCACUUCACUAUUGGCUUUUUAUUUAAUGCUGUGUUUAUUACACCAACCUCACUAACUGAUCCUAAGGAUAUUGCUCAUAAAUCUUUAACUCAGACCAAAGGAACAGUAUGA
Pseudophryne corroboree (corroboree frog) is the source of this 2217-nucleotide messenger RNA. Its product is annotated as proton-coupled folate transporter-like. Gene Ontology annotation, molecular function: transmembrane transporter activity. The record is from RefSeq and is a predicted model, not a curated record. Gene Ontology annotation, biological process: transmembrane transport. Gene Ontology annotation, cellular component: membrane. Lineage: Eukaryota; Metazoa; Chordata; Amphibia; Anura; Myobatrachidae. Bases 1 to 2217 code for a protein of 738 amino acids. The transcript is spliced from 12 exons.